GAUGUUGGGGUUGUCUGUGGGUCUCUCUGUGGGCCUCAUGGUGCUGCUGCUGCUGGUUCUAAUGGUUUACUGUCUGUGGAAGAGGAAGGGCCAACCACGGUACCAAGAACUGCUCUCUGCAGUGCCCACAGUGCCGACAUGUGCCCCUCCAGUGAUCCUAGUUUCUCAGGGCUCCUGGGCCACGCCCAAAGAAAUUCCUUUCACUUUGCCUCCUCGCUUUAUGACAAAAACACCUGUCAACAUGAAGACUGAGGACAAGGAGGAUGACGACGGGAUGAAGCUUGAAGCCCAGCAGGACAUACUAGCCCAUCGGGGUUCACUCUCAGUAAGCACUUGGUACCCAGUAGGGACGCUGCUCGCUGGUCUGUACUCUGUUCCUCCUCUGAAUGAAGUUGUCGCUCCGCCCCCCGGCAUUGCCACGUGCCUCUGCUUUGCAGUGGAAUAUCGACAUGGUGCCGGACAGGUCGUAGUCACUUUGCUCCGCCUGAACAACCUCCCACCCCAUUUCCAUGGCAACAUCAUGCUGGUGGAGCUGCUGCUUCUCCCUGAUGACCGUCGCCCGCGCCAGGCCAAGGCCCGGGGCACAGGGCCUGACCUGGAGCUCCAUGACUGCUUUGUUAUCCAGGUGUCGAGAGCGUGUUUGCUUCAGAGCGUCCUGAGUGUUUGCGUGCUGAGCGUAGACCAUGAUGGGAAACGCCACACGGUGGGCAGGGUGCUGUUUCCUCUGGAGGGGGCACUCAGUCAGGCUGGUUGGGUGCUCUGGAGAGACCUGGACACCGAGGAAGACACACAGUGUUCGGACCUGGGUGAUGUGCAGAUAUCACUCAGCUACAAUCCUCCUCUGCAGCGCCUCUCUGUGGCGGUUCUGAGAGCUCGAGGCCUGCAGCCACUCACAAACACAGGCGUAUGUGUGCAGGUUAGUUUGAAGAAGCACGCUCAUGUGGUGAAGACCAAGAGAAGCUGCGUGAUGAAGCCCGAAACUGACCCCAGCUUCAACUACAGGGUGACCUUUAAACUCUGACCCCAGCACGUGGACGAGGCCUGUGUGACGUUUGAGCUGCAGCAGCCAAAUCCCACCCACUCAGAGUCUCCGGUCCUGCCGGGAGGGCUGGUGUUGGGUCCCUUCAUGUACACCAGAGGUCCACAGCUGCAGCACUGGAUGGACAUGCUUGGCAGGCCACAGGAGACAGUCACACAGUGGCGCCAACUCAACACAACCAAUUAACACCCAAAAUGUAUAAAUACACAAAGAU
Messenger RNA from Thalassophryne amazonica, 1253 nucleotides. It is a transcript of the gene syt15, whose product is annotated as synaptotagmin XV. The record is from RefSeq and is a predicted model, not a curated record. The transcript is spliced from 7 exons. Gene Ontology annotation, biological process: cellular response to calcium ion; regulation of calcium ion-dependent exocytosis; calcium-ion regulated exocytosis. Lineage: Eukaryota; Metazoa; Chordata; Actinopteri; Batrachoidiformes; Batrachoididae. Gene Ontology annotation, molecular function: syntaxin binding; phosphatidylserine binding; clathrin binding.